AUGAAUGAGAUCGUAGAGCAUAGAGCAAAAAUGGUCCAGAGUGUGGAGGACGGCAUCUGUCUGAAGGCAGAGGCCAGCGGACCCAGCGAUUUACAGAACAUCUACAUCCGCCAGUGCACUGCAGGCACCUUGACCUGGAACAACGGCUCCAUUUCCCAGUUCAUCACGAGAGUGUAUCAGCUGUACACUGCCUUUGACCGGGAUAAAAAUGGAAGCUUGUCGCUGUCAGAGAGCCUCCGUCUAGUCGAGGCAAUUGUCCGCGCAGCAUUUAACAUCAAGUCGGAGAUGGUCUGCCCGCCUCAACACAUCCACUACUUCCUCGGUAUUGUCGCCAUCCCCUUCAGCUGCUGGUCUGAGCACACCAUCGGUGUGGGCGAGAGCUGUGCAGACGCGCUGCAUGUGUUGCAGGUGGCAGUGUCCAGCGACGGGGUAAGCCAUCGUAUUCCACCGAAGUCUCUACGGGCAUCCGUGGAUGAGGCCUUGUCCCCGGUGUUUAAUUUCGGUCGGCGACUGGGUGGCGCCAACGUAACAUGCAGCCGUUGCCUGCGGAGUUGCCUGCCAAACGAAGAUCCGCACUUCCGCGGCAAGGCAAGCUAUGAGGAAUGCCUUCGCCGCUGCCCGCUCGGUUGUGAUGAAGCACACUUGCCAGAGAUCCCAGAUGUUCUGCAAGAAGGAAUUCGUGGACCACAGAACGAAAGCUGGGGUAGAUGGCUUGGUGGCCUCCACCAACUUAGCAAGAUGCUGGCAGACAUCCAUUUCGUGAGCGCCAGAGGUGAGUACACAUCCGCAGAGUUCAAACGCAGCAGUGCAGCUUACGUCACAGUUCAAACAAUGGUGCACGACCGACGGCUGUACAAUCCGAAGAAACAUAAAUGGACGGCGGCCAGAUAUCUGGACGAUCUCACUGAGCGCUUCGGAGGCGUAGACCAGGUACUUUUGUGGGCGGGCUAUCCCAACCUCGGUGUGGACACAAGAAGCAAUCUUGACAUGUUGGAGGCGGUCCCUGGUGGGCUCAAAGCUGCGGUUAAGGUGGUCAUCGUGGGCGGCGGGCUAGCCGGCUUGUCGGCGGCCUGUGAGCUCCUGGAGCGAGGGUGCUCCGUGACAAUCCUUGAGAAAAGCCACAACCUGGGUGGCAACUCUUCCAAGGCCACCACCGGCAUCGCAGCGCCUGGCAGCGAACUCCAGAAAGCAGCAGGCAUCAAUGACAAGGGCGAGGACCUAGUGGCUGUGGAGCCCAUGGCAAAGGAGAUGAUCGAGAAAGGAGCCCAGGAUGUAGAUUGGCUACUCAACCUAGCUGGCUGCAAGGACGAGAUGGAGCUGCGUCUCACCCCUGGUCACAAGGCAGUUGCCAGAACGCUGGGAACAAAGAGUCACUUUCCUGGAGCUGUUGUCACCUAUGCCGUGAUGCAUGCGCUGGAUGGCAUCGCCAAAGCAAAGCCGGACAAGCUGAAGCUUGUGACGUCUGCCACGGUGUCAAAGCUGCUUACUGAAGGCUCCAAGGUUGUGGGCGUCGAGUACCAGGCCGGAGGCACUCAGAAGGAGAUGGGCAUCGUGAUCCUGGCAACUGGCGGCUUUGCUGGUGACACAUCACCGACAUCCUUCCUGGCACAGAGUGCUCCGCAGUUGCUGACGCUGCCUACCACCAGUGAUGAGCGUACGAACGGCGACGGCAUCAGUCUGGCUCAGGCCGUGAAAGCAGCCGUGAAGAACAUGAACAUGGUCUCCGUGUACCCCUCCGCGGCAGUGAUUCCUGGCAUGGAGAACGACAAGUUCAAGAUUGUGCUCUCUGAUGCCAUUGUUGGUGCUGGUGGCAAGCUGAUCAAUGCGGAUGGCAAGCAGUUCGUGAGCGAGCUGGAGAUUGCGCAGAAACGUGCAGAUGCUAUGACAAAAUCUAAGGGUCCAUUCAGAAUUGUCAUCUCGGAGGCUGAAGCGGAGAAGGUCAAGUGGUUGUGCGACUUCUACGUCUCGCGCAAGGUGAUGAAGAAGUACAGCAAUGCGGCCCAGCUAGCCAGCGAGAUGAAGAUUGCAGCUGGCAACCUUCCAGCUUUGGGUUCUGGGCCGGUGCUUGUUGCGCAGAUCACGUCGGCCGUCUACACAUGUGCGGGUGGCUUGGCCAUCGACCAGGGCCAGGUCCUCACAGGCACUGGGGCUGCCAUCCAAGGACUCUUUGCAGCAGGCGAAGUCACGGCGUGCCCCUGCCCGAACGCAUGGUCAGCAUCAGGCGUGCCUCUGCUGUACUCCAUCUACACUGGCCGUUUGGCUGGCAAAACCGCUGCAGAGGCAGUGGGUGCCAAAGAGAAGGUGUCGGAUCUGGGCGCAAUUGCGACAGCAGAGGACAAGAAGCCAGAAAAGAAGCCGGAAGACAUGACCCGCGACGAGCUGCUGGCCUACUGCAAGGAGCUGGAGACGCGGCCUACCGCUGCUGCAGCUCCUGUGGCGGAUGCUGGGCCCCCAGGCGUAACUCUCGAGGAGGUGGCAAAGCAUAACACCAAAGAGGAUGCCUGGGUCGUCGUGAACGGUGAGGCCAUUGAUGUCACGAAGUGGAUCCCUAUUCAUCCAGGCGGCGAGCAGGCCAUCAUGGCAUAUGUGGGAAAGGAUGCCACGGAGGAGUGGAACAUGAUUCACAAGCCCGGCACUGUGGAGAAGAAUGCCCAGCACCUGAAGAUGAUGGGCAAGAUUGGUGCGGGUGGAGGUGGUGGGGGAGCGGCCGCGGCUCCUGCAGGUGGCGGUGGCCUGUCCAUGGAUGAGGUUGCCAAGCACAACAAGAAGGAGGAUGCCUGGGUCGUUGUAAAUGGCGAAGCCAUUGACGUCACCAAGUGGAUUCCUAUUCACCCAGGUGGUGAACAGGCCAUCAUGGCCUAUUUGGGCAAAGAUGCCACAGAGGAGUGGGUGAUGAUCCACAAGCCUGGCACCGUCGAGAAGAAUGCGCAGCACCUGAAGAUGAUGGGCAAGGUGAGCGGGGCAGCUGCUGCGGUUGCUGCAGCACCAGCAGCGGGUGAUGACGAGGCGCCACCUCCCGAUGGGGAUGGUGGAAUCCCGGGUAUCAUUGGUGCCGUGAUCUUCCUGUUGAAGAACGUGCUGCUCAUGGUUCUGCGAACCAUUUUCUUCACGGGAAACUUCAAGUUUACCCUGGACAACAACCGAAAGGGGACAAUGAGAUCUGCUGUGUUCUUGCUCACCUUCACCAUCGUCCACGCCCUUGGAAACUUUGUGGACAUGCUCGGGGGCCCAGCGGAGCUCAACGGCGAGGGCUACCUCUUUGACCGUAUCCACUGGACUGGCGGACUCGGGUUCGUGAAGUCCUUCCCCGUGUCCGCUGUUGAAGAAUACCUGGCCUUGGCGCUUCUGUUGCAUGUCACUGUAGCCUUGAAGCGAUCCUACGACAUCACCAUUGGAUACACCAUUGGCACAGGACGAUGGAACAUGUUGCUGUCAGGCUUGGUGGUGCUGACGUUCCUAUCCAAGCAUCUCAUGGACUUCCGGUUCUACCCAGAAUACGACUAUGUGGAACUGAAAGCGCCUCCGCUCUUCGUCAACUACAAGGGUGUGCUGUCCGGUCACAUUUUCACUGACCCAACAGAUGGCGAGCUGGUCAGGGCGCGUGACUUGUACUCACGCGAAGUGGCCCUCUUCAAGGACUUCCGAACAGUGCUCUGGUACACGACUGCUGUUGUGAUCUUUGUCACACAUCUGUGCCUGGGAUGGAAGAAGCUGGUGCCUGCUGAUGCCAUGCAGAUCCCGCGUGACCACCAGAACACAGUCAUCUACAUUGGCUGGGCUGCCGCAUUGGCCGUUGGUUUCAUGUAUGGCUCUGUCCCAUGGUAUGUCUACUUCGCCAAGCCCCAGGCGCUCAAAGCUGAAGAGCCGUCAUUGCUGGUGCAGAUUCCGUACAAGCCUUGGGACAUAGCGACCAAUGGCUUGGGAGAAAACGAUCCACGGAGAUAUGCUGAGCUUGCAGCGGAUAGCGGCAUAGAUGGCCUCAACCUAGACACCAUGGACUCUCUGGGCCCAUUCGUGGUUCCUCCUGGUCAAGACAAGCCAGUUCUGCCUGUCACCUAUUUCUAUGAUGCUGCCAAAGAGGCGGGCAUCCUCCACUUGAUCAUUGAGCCAGAGUUGAACCUGUACAAGGGGCUCUUCUUGCUGAACACCACAGCACAAGGUUGGCUGUACACGCUAGCGCAGUGCCCUCCUGAUGGGUGCUCGGAGGUGCGGCCCUUCACGCCCCUGAUUUCCCUUCAGAAAUGGGUGAUGCGCGCGUCCAUGCCACAUAUUUGUGGACGCUGGUCCACUGAGAGGUCGCAAGAAAUUCUGACUGCCUACUUCAAUGCUAUUGGCUUUACAGCAUGGGAGAACAUCUUUGGCGUGUGGAACGAGAUCAAGCCACGAGAUGGUGAACUUCUUAGAAGAUCGAUGAAGAUCCUGCGCCAUUAUCAUCACUUUCUGACUGACCCCGGCACGGAAUGGCUACCUUUCUAUCCUAUUGAUCAUCUAACCGAAGCUGGGAGCCAUGUCUUCGUGUCAAAGUUUGUUGGUCAGGGCCGAGCUCUCUUCCUCGUGAUUAACACAGGUACUCAGACAGCAGGCGUGCAGGAUUGGGUUUUAUCGACGCCCGUGGUCGGCCAUCAAGAGUUUCACAGCAUAUACAAUGGAGAGAUUCAAAUUCAGACCAAGAGUGAAUGCCUUGUCCAAUCGUGUGCAGAGAAGGGGCGUGGGAAGACGGCGCAGUUGCGUGUUUCUGUGGAAGGGCGAGGCAUUGGAGCGAUUCUGCAAGCAGGGAGCGGGCAUCUCAAUCCCAAUGACUUAGAGCUCAUGAGGCGAAUGAGUGACAUGACCGCCAAGUCCUUGGAUUCUUUCGAGGACAAGGCUUCCCCUGUUCUCCAGUCCACGUCAGCUUUGAAGAGUGACAAAGCAACGGCACGGAACACCAGCGGGAUGGUUGCUGUGAAGGGAAGUUCGGCUUACGAGUUCCGUGUUGCCGGUUGUGAGAUAGAAGACACCCGGAAGAAUGGGAAGCAAUUUGUCAAGCUGGCCGUAGACGUGCAGUAUCCAUGGGAGCUGGAGCCUGUCAAGUAUCAUAAGGCGCACAAACUGAGCAUUGCUGAUCUUUGGAUUGAUAAGUAUCCAGUCACCAAUGAGCAGUACGCGGCGUUCUUGAAGCAAUCCUCGUACAUGCCAGUCGAUACGGGGAGCUUUUUGCAUCACUGGGGGUGUGCUACCUUCACGGAAAGCUGUGUGAUGCCGCCUGGUGUUGGCAAAAUGCCCGUGGUGUACGUGAGCCGUCCCGACGCGAAGGAAUUCUGCAGCUUCUACGGAAAGCGGCUUCCAAGAGAAUGGGAGUGGCAAUACGUUGCUCAGGCCGGCGACCCUGAUCGCACUUACCCCUGGGGCCAAUGGUGGUGGAGGGAGGCUGUGCCACCGGCACAACAGAAUGCCAGCGUCUUUGGCUUGAGCGAAGUGGGGCGAUUCCCCAAUGGCUCCAGCCCAGAUGGAGUUGAGGACUUGGUCGGCCUUGUCUGGCAGUGGACUGACGAGUAUGAGGAUGACCACAAUCGUGCUGCUGUUCUGCGUGGAGGUUCCGUCUUCCAGCCCAACGCCCAUGAUGCUUCUGGCAUCCCUCAUCCUCGUUAUCAGCCUUGGUACUUUCCCGGACGUGCUCCUGCAGGAGCUUGGGAUACCAAGUGGACGGGUGACCACUACUUUGGCCCCAAGGACUACAUCAGCUUGUACCGAAACACAGUCCAUGCAAAGUAUCUUCUCAUGGCACCGUCCUUGGACCGGGCCGGCACUGUUGGAUUUCGCUGUGUGGCUGACAAAGCCUGA
Messenger RNA from Symbiodinium pilosum, 5820 nucleotides. The record is from the annotation of a GenBank genome assembly. NCBI's taxonomy places the organism in Eukaryota, Dinophyceae, Suessiales, Symbiodiniaceae.